GCCAUGGCGGAGCAGCAGAAAGAGUCGGAGCGGACCAGGCGGGUUUUUGUGAAUAGUAUCGACUCGUACUCGUCUAAACACAUCGCUCAGUAUCUGUCCACCUGCGCUGCUGGAGGAGACUCCUCUGAAGAAGCGCGUGGAGCAGGAGAGAGCUUUCAGCUUGUAGGGACUGUGAUCAGUGAGGAGAAGAAGAAGGGGAGGAGGAGGAGGAGCUGUGCUCUGGAGGAAUACUCGGCCUUGAAGCGAAACGAGCUGCUAAAACUCCUGCUCGAUUGUGAUGUUAUUGUGUAUAAUAUCUCAGAAGAUGCAAAAGCCAUUGAUGAAGCGACAUGGUCUGUUUCAGCCCUCCACAGUGAAAUGGAACACUUUACAUCUCCCAAGAUGUUCAUUCUGGUGUCAACGUUGAUGACCUGGGCGAAGACUAAACCGGCUGAUCCUGAUAGUCCUGAAAUUCCAUUGAAAGAAGAAGACUACACAAGGAGGAAGCCGCAUCCAAAUUUCAGAGAACACGCUAAUGCAGAGAAGCUCGUCCUGAAGUUGGGGAAAACGGACAAGACUAAGCUUCGCACGUAUGUUGUUGGUGCUGGGAUGCAGUAUGGCAUGGGAGAAGGCAUCUUCCACUUCUUCUUUAAGACAUGUUGGCUUGGGGAGUUGAGCAUCAUCCCGGUACCAGAGCCGAGCACUAAUGUCAUUCCUACCAUCCAUGUCUACGAUCUGGCUGGCAUAGUGCAAAACAUCAUCAAUCACAAACCCAAAGUGCACUACUUAAUCGCUGUGGACGACUCUCAUCAUUCUUUGGAAGAAAUUGUAAAGGCCAUUGCUUCUGUUCUGGGUCCUGAGAGUUUUGAGGUUCAGAAAGUCCCUAAUGACAGUGUGGACCUCACACAGGAGCUUACGCGAGCCGAUCUUGCUCAGCUGAGUCUAAACCUCGUCAUCGAGACGAUUCUGCUGAAUAGACGGCUAAACGUGAACUGGGUGUGUGAAUCUGGACUUGUUAACAACAUCGACCGUGUCGUGGAGGAGUACCGACAAAGCAGAGGUCUACUACCGAUCAGGAUUUGUCUCCUUGGCCCACCGGCCGUCGGGAAAAGUUCAGUCGCAGCGAGAUUGUGUAAACAUUACAAACUCCAUUAUGUUGGUGUCAAAGAGGCAAUUGAGAAGAAAAUCAAACAUUUGGAGGAAAUGCUUCAACAGAGUGAGAAGAAUCAUGAUCCUGAAGAAACUUUACAGGCGACUCAGAAACACAUCAACACUCUGAAGGAUGUUCUUACCCAGAAUCAAGGUCAGUUUGAAGACCAGAAUGUUUUGCACAUCAUCAGAGAAAAGCUUCACUCAAAGCCUUGUAGAAAUCAGGGGUUUGUUUUGGACGGCUACCCCUGUACACACGAGCAAGCCAACCGAAUUUUCAACGAUGAGGAGAAGGAACCGGAGAACUCCAGAUCUCAUUUACUGCCACAUGAUGAAAAGAUAAUACCAGAGUUUGUCUUCUCACUUGACGCCAAUGACGAGUUUUUGAAAGAGCGAGUCCGGAACCUUCCGCAGUCCGUAGCAGAGGAGAUGCGCUACACCCGGGACGAGUUUCUGCAGCGACUGGCCUUGUUCAGGGAGGAAAACUUAGAAGACAAAACAGUGCUUGACUAUUUCGAUGAGCUUGAGGUCCAUCCUGAACACAUCGACAUCAGUGUGAAUGACCCAGAAAAUGAAGCUACGUCAAGGAAAAUAAUCGAGGUGGUGGGAGAGCCAAGGAACUACCCCACACCUGAGGAACAGGAGGCACUGGAGAGGAAACGAGCUCUGGAGAAGCAACAGCGCCUCAUGCAGGACGCUGCCGAGCGUACACUUCGAGAGGCAGAGGAGGAGACCAGGAUGACUGCUCUGCUGGAGGAAUGGGACAGGAACAGGAUAGAAGUGAAAAAGCAGGAGGAUGAGUUACUGGAGGCACGCGCACUGCCGCUGAGACACUACCUGAUGAAGUAUGUCAUGCCGACUCUCAGAGACGGGCUUGUGGCGUGUUGUCAGGUGAAGCCUGAGGAUCCUGUCGAUUUCCUGGCUGAAUAUCUUUUAAGAAACAACACAGAAGACUAGUCUGCCUUUCACCUAAACACUGAUGUUAUUUAAUUUAACAGGAUUUUAUUUAAAUUCUUUAAUGGGAUUUAACAUACCUCGGUUUAACACAUCUCUAUGUCUUUUCCUUUGUAAAAAUACUUUUUAUUUUUUGAGUCAAAUUUUGCAUAAUUGAGACAUUUGCAUAAUUUUAUUGCAAAUAGCAAAUCUGCACUGAAGAACAAGAUGAUUUCCAUCCCAUUUAAUAUUAGUUAUUGUAAUAAAUUUACUUCCUCUCUUUUGGAUUCUAUUAAUUAUUGUAAAAAAUAUUAGUGAU
Clarias gariepinus (North African catfish) is the source of this 2380-nucleotide messenger RNA. RefSeq names its product adenylate kinase 7a (gene ak7a). The record is from RefSeq and is a predicted model, not a curated record. Gene Ontology annotation, molecular function: AMP kinase activity; ATP binding. Gene Ontology annotation, cellular component: cytoplasm. Bases 4 to 2085 code for a protein of 693 amino acids. The transcript has 18 exons. Gene Ontology annotation, biological process: nucleobase-containing compound metabolic process. Lineage: Eukaryota; Metazoa; Chordata; Actinopteri; Siluriformes; Clariidae.